Molecule: messenger RNA, 1170 nt
Organism: Psilocybe cubensis
Lineage: Eukaryota; Fungi; Basidiomycota; Agaricomycetes; Agaricales; Agrocybaceae
Exons: 18
Coding region: 1-1170 (389 amino acids)
Biological process (GO): transport
Molecular function (GO): transporter activity
Source: RefSeq, a predicted model, not a curated record
AUGAAAACGUGCCCUUCGGAUAACACUGCUGACGUAGAUCAAUCCUCUUUCUGGAGCUCUGGCUCUUUGCAUUGGGAUUCUCAUCGUAUUGGAUGGGCAAUCGCUGGUGCAUGCACUGUUGCUACCUUGGUUAUCUCUGUUCUCUCCGUUUUAUCACAUUGUCGAAGCUAUACCAACCCAAAGCACCAGCGCCAAAUAAUCAGAAUUCUAUAUAUGCCCCCGGUUUAUGCAGUCAUAUCCUUUUUGUCAUAUCGCUUUUUCAGGGACUAUACGUAUUAUUCUUUCGUCGAAGUCGUUUACGAGGCCGUCACACUCAGUGCUUUUUUGCUUCUCUUAAUAGAAUUUGUCGCCGACAAGUCUUCUGUGCAAAACAACGUCAUGGUAGGAAAGGAAAAGAAAAAUCUUUUGUUCCCGUUUUGCUUUUGGAGGUAUCGUCCUACAAAACCUUAUUUUAUGCACACUAUCAAGUGGUCUGUAUUGCAAUAUGUUAUUGUCCGACCAGCCAUCUCUGUGAUUGGAAUGAUUUGUCAGGCCAAAGGAGUUCUAUGUGAAUCCGAAGGGUUCAAUAGUCACUUCGCCAACGUUUAUUUGGAGGUGGUCGAUCUUGCCAGCAUCAGUGUCGCCCUUUAUGGUCUACUCCUAUUUUAUGCUUUGACGAAAGACGAUUUGGUUGGGAAGAAACCGCUAGCCAAAUUCCUAUGCAUCAAACUGAUUGUUAUGUUCACAUGGUAUCAAUCGUUUGUGUUUAGUGCGUUGCAGAACAGAGUUAUACACGGAACCAAUUUUUGGACUUCGACUAAUAUUGCAAAUGGGCUGAAUGCUCUUGCUAUCUGCAUUGAGAUGAUUUUUUUUGCACUAUUUAUGUGGUGGGCCUACCCUUCCAGAGAAUAUAAGCAAUCGCUUGGUACUCGUGCAACCAGUAUAUGGCAACCGUUAUGGGAUAGUGUUAAUUAUUCCGAUUUCGCAAGGGAAAUCAUAUUUUCACUGAUGUACUUCAUUCAUUUGACCAAACACACGGCCUCAUAUUCGAUUCCUGCAAAAAGGCCCUCUUUCAACAGUGCCUUUUUGUUAGAUGGCCACAAAUCACCUAGUAUAGAAAGACCAUCCAUAAGUGGCCCUGCUUUAGAAGACCGCUCACUGGCCAAUUUACCUGAUGCGGAUCAUGUCUAA